GUUCUGAUGCAGUUCAGCAGCGGCGGCCUGACGCUGGAAUGCGAAACUACAAGUUAUUUAGCCGAAACAAGAAAUUGACAAACGUCGGCGCGCUGUUUCGGAAACAUCGCGGCUCUCUCCGGGACUCAGCUGCGGUCUGGGACAUGAGGGAGACUCCCGACGUUUGGGGAUGAGACGAGGUCGGAUAUUUCGGCAUUUGCAGCUUUGGGCUUGUUGACUCUCUGUGUUGGCUCAGGAUGGCGCAGGGAGGCUCUCAGCUCGACUACCACAUCCUGCAGGACCUCAAGCAGCGUUUCCCAGAGAUCCCAGAGGGGGUAGUGUCCCAGUGCCUUCUGCAGAACAACAAUAAUCUGGAUCUCUGCUGCCACCUGCUGGCUCAGGAGAGUAACAGAUACCUGUAUGGAGACUUCCAUCACAGUCCAGAGGAGGGGCGGCUGAGCCGAAACCACAUGCUCCACAUCAGUCUGGGCUACCAAGGCUCGGAGGCGAGCAAAUCCAAUGGUGGAGCGGCGGGAGUAGGUCGCUCCCUCGUGCACAGCACCAGUGACAGUCACAUCGAACCCCAGCGGCCCAGUUACCCGGAGCCGCUGUCAGCUCCCGCCACCAUAGCCCCCUCCCCCGGAUACAAUCCCUUCUUUAUGAACGAUCAGAGCCGCUCGGCCAGCACUCCCACCCCCCCACCCACAAUGCAGGGCAUGUCUCCCACAUACUCCCCGGUCCAGCGCUACACUAUGAACCCAAUAACCGUCACUCUGUCGUCGCAAAGUAUACCCAAUGUCCCACAGGCUCUGCAGAUCCCUCCGGGGCACUACGCUAACAGCUCCAACACCACCCUGUACAUCCGACCGUCACCCUCUCAGAGCCCACAGCCGGCCCCCUGGUCCUCCUCGGGGGCGCCCGUCUAUCAGCAUCAGCAGUCCCCCUACAGCACUCCCACGUAUGGCUCGCCUUACAGCUCCCCACAACAUCAGGUCCAGCCGCAGCCCCAACCUCAACCCCAGCCGCAGCCCCAGCACCAGCCCCAGCACCAGCCCCAGCACCAGCAAUAUGUCUUCCUCCCUAUUAGCUCCCCCACCCUUCCCAGCAUGCCCUACCAUCACCAGCAGCAACCGCAGCAACAGCCGGCUGUUUACAGGCCCUACCACACAAAAAGCUCGCUCAUGAACCAGAUAGAAAUCACCCUGGAGGGUCCGCGACCUCGCAGCAACUCACCCGUGCACACUGCACACCCACAGGGCCUUUACAUGGCCACCAGCCCGUCGCCCAGCUCCCCGUCAAGGGGCGUCACAAUGACCGGACCUCAGGGACCGGCGGCGUUCCACCCUGGGAUGUACCUGCAGCACCAGGGCCCCACGAGGCCUCGACCCGCCUCCUCCCCUCAGCCGGGCCAGUCGGCCCAGUCGGCCUACACCUUCAAAAUCAAAGUAUCGCCUGGAGGUCAGGCUCAGAGGCCGCUAAGCUCGCCUCCUGUGGCCGAAGCAGAGUCUCUUCUCAACAUAGUCGACCAGGGGGAGCGCAACUCUGCCCCGGCACCCAUCCUGCCCAUCUCCGCUCUGCCAGGAAACGUCGCCAGUCAGUUGCAGCAGAUGCCCCGGCGUUCAAGCUCAGGCUCUGAUGACUAUGCCUACACACAAGCUCUCUUGCUCCACCAGCGGGCGAGGAUGGAGCGACUAAUGAAGGAGCUGCUGAUGGAGAAGCAGAAACUGGAGCAGCUGAAGGCCGACGUCAACAACAUGGAAUACGACGCUCUGCAAAGACGCUUCCGACGAGUCAACUCCACCAGUCUUAUACCCCGACCCGAAGAGAUGACCAGGCUGCGGAGUCUGAACAGACAGCUGCAGAUUGAUAUCGACUGUACACUGAAGGAGACAGAUCUGCUGCAGUCUCGAGGGAAGUUCGACCCCAAAGCGAUGAACAACUUCUACGACAACAUUCAGCCCGGCCCGGUGGUGCCGCCCAAAACCGGGAAGAAAGAAGGCGAGCAGGCCUCCAAGCCAGCGCCGGCCCCCCAGAGGGACGAGGACUUUGAAGGAGCUCAAUGGAACUGUGAAAGCUGCACCUUCCUCAACCACCCUGCACUCAACCGCUGUGAACAGUGCGAGAUGCCACGCUACACCUGAACUUAGCACUGCGCUGUAUCGCCCCCACCUCCCAAACUCCUGCCCCGUCCUUCGCAAUACCCUCGGAUACUAUAAGCCCCCCCCCUACCCACCGGCCCUACAGAAUCUGUGUAGAGGUUCUUCCCCCAUGUCAAUCAAUAUAUAAGCCCCUCCUACCUGCUGAGGAAGAGCCACUAUCCCUCUCUGCCGACUCGUCCUGCUCCCGUCCUCUACUCCUGUGCACUUUUUUUUUUGGUUUCCUUUUUGGCGGAUGAUGAAUCUUUUCUCGGGACAGUUGGAGACGACUCCUCGUGGCAAAAAAAAAAAGAAGAGGGAGCGACGCGCCGCGACUUCCGGGCGGCUUCAGGAAGGCCGAAGCGACGCGAGGGUUCAAGGAGGAGGAGGAGGAGGAGGAGCUACGGUUUACCGAGCGAACAUUCCACGCAGAACGAGUGACUGCCCUGUUUACACUGUGCCCAUUCCUGAACUCGGAAAAAAAACAAAACAACAACAAACGGAGGCACUUCCACUUUAAUCCAGGACCUCUAACGCCCCUCUCGGGACAGUGGAACAAUGAAAGAAAUGGUAUAUGAGUUCUGACUAAUGCGAAAACGUAGACUGUACACUGUAUCUGGCUCUGUAUUAGAGCUCAUUUCACUGAAAGAACACUAAAGACACUUGCAUAUGAGUAUAUUCCUGGUACUUUUAUGCAUAUUAUGCCACCCUGUAUUAUGUGUUCAAAAGAUGUUGAUUUCCUGUGCAAAUGCCUCAACUUGCUGUACUUAAUAAAGGAGCUGAUUCUAUGUGACUUGA
Stegastes partitus (bicolor damselfish) is the source of this 2912-nucleotide messenger RNA. It is a transcript of the gene tab3, whose product is annotated as TGF-beta activated kinase 1 (MAP3K7) binding protein 3. Gene Ontology annotation, molecular function: ubiquitin binding. The transcript has 7 exons. Gene Ontology annotation, cellular component: extracellular exosome. The coding region runs from base 237 to 2120 and encodes 627 amino acids. Gene Ontology annotation, biological process: positive regulation of canonical NF-kappaB signal transduction. NCBI's taxonomy places the organism in Eukaryota, Metazoa, Chordata, Actinopteri, Pomacentridae. The record is from RefSeq and is a predicted model, not a curated record.